CAAACUUGACUGCCUAAUUAAAAAUAUUCUUCUAAGAAGUCAAGCCACGAGAUUUGAUGAAAAUAUUGGUGACAUAAGCACAUAAGUCAUCUCUCGGAUCCCGUUCUACAAGAAGGGCAAAAGUCAAGAAGAUAGAAAUGCAAAUUAAGCCAACAUUUUCGGGCAAUUAAGAAACAGUGAAACAUGGAACAAGUAAAAUUGUUGGGUUCUUGGGCAAGUCCUUAUAGUGUAAGAGUUGAAAUUGCUCUGAAACUCAAGGGUAUUCAAUAUGAGUAUAUUGAAGAAGAUCUGUCAAAUAAGAGUCCUACACUUCUCAAGUACAAUCCUAUUCAUAAAAAAAUUCCAGUGUUGUUGCAUAAUGGAAAACCAAUUGUUGAGUCUCUUGUGAUUCUUGAAUAUAUUGAUGAAACUUGGAAAGAUGGCACUCCUAUUCUACCAAAAGAUCCUUACCAAAGAGCCAUGGAACGUUUCUGGGCUAAGUUUAUGGAUGAAAAGUGCUUGCCAGAGAUGCUAAAACUUUGUUAUGUUAGCAACAAUGAAGUAAAGGUGAAUGCCAUGGGAGAACUUCAUAAGCUUCUUAAACUUCUGGAGAAUGAAUUGAUCAAAGAUAAUAAUAACAUCUUUGGAGGAUACAUUGAGAUUGUUUCCAUUUUGAUAACUUAUUGGCUUGGAGUUAUUCAAGAAGCAUUGGAAGUGGACAUAUUGAAGAAAGAAGAAUUUCCAAAUAUAUGUCUCUGGGCUGAUAAGUCAAUUAGUUGUAGCUUUAUCAAGGAAAAUCUGCCACCCAGAGAAAAAUUACUUGCGUUUUACAAAAAUCAUACCAAACCACUAAUACUGCCAAAUUAAGAACUUCCUAAGUAAACAAAUCACAAGAACUUUGUAUUGAAAUCCUCAAGGGAAAAGUUGUGUUUACAGAGUGAUGUACGGUGUGUUUUUUUUUUUCCGUGUAAUUGUCUGUCUUUGCAAUGGUGAAAUAGUUCAAAAAUGAAAUAAAAAUAUCUCUAUAGAGCA
Messenger RNA from Lycium ferocissimum, 1011 nucleotides. RefSeq names its product probable glutathione S-transferase. Gene Ontology annotation, biological process: glutathione metabolic process. Lineage: Eukaryota; Viridiplantae; Streptophyta; Magnoliopsida; Solanales; Solanaceae. The coding region runs from base 184 to 846 and encodes 220 amino acids. The transcript is spliced from 2 exons. Gene Ontology annotation, cellular component: cytoplasm. Gene Ontology annotation, molecular function: glutathione transferase activity. The record is from RefSeq and is a predicted model, not a curated record.